AUGUGGCAACAAGUGCUGUGGGCCGAGACCCCUAAUUGGUCUCAUUCAGACGUUCUCCGGGAGUUCUGGACACAUUUGAGGAUGGAGGUUCGAUUCCGAACCCUGCUCCACUAUCGAUUGGGAUCCUGUGAUUGCUGGUUUGACGAUGUUUUGGGCUCUGACAACUCAACGGCUUUAAUGUGGAAUAAUCAGACAUAUCCACAUUAUCUGCGACACCGACAGGAUGCCGACAUAUUGGCAGUGUCCUGUCUGAGAUUUCAGCAAUACCAGGAAGUACUGAUAGCAUUAAGCGCAAUGCUGGAUCAAAUACGUAGCACACCCGUGGUCUUGCAGCUUUGUGGAGAUGAAGAUUCCAACCAGGAACUGAACUCAGCUCGGCUAAUGUUGAAACAAAGUCAGGAUCUAAAAAUGCCCAAUGUUGUGUUGCUCUCGUGGAAGUUUGUUACCUCUGGAACACUCUAUUCCUACGAAAUGUUUCCAGAAUUCAAAGUUCAAACACUAGUUUAUCAAGCAUACCGCACCCUGUUCCCUUAUAAGCUGAGCAACCUGAAGGGAUAUCCUAUACGAACAAUUCCAGAUAAUUCUGAGCCACAUACCAUCGUGCAAAGGAUGUGGAAUGGUUCCAUCACCAUUAAAGGUCCUGUAUGGCAAUUGAUGGUUGAGUUCGUCAAACAUCUUAAUGGCACUCUUCAGCUGCCCAUAGAGCCACAUCCGGAAAGAUCCUUUAAACUGGUCGAGAUCCUGGAUUUGGUAAGAAAUCAAACCGUGGAUAUAGCAGCCAGCUUGAGGCCUUAUAGCGUCCACGUGCAACGCAGCAGCACGCACAUAUAUGGCUUUCCGAUGAUGGUGGGAAAUUGGUGUGCGAUGCUACCUACGGAAAGGGUAAUAGGUAGCCAUGAGGCGUUGACCAGAUUGAUGGAGUCACCUUGGACGUGGUUAGUCUUGCUACUUCUCUACGGUCUGCACAGAUUUUUGGUACUAAAAACACGUUUAAGAAGUUCACUUGUUCAUCUGAUAAAACUGCUGAUUAACCUCGCGCUCAUCUGCUUUCUACAAGCUCAACUUUCGGCCUAUUUUAUUGGACCCCAGAAGGUGAAUCACAUUGCCAACAUGCAGCAACUAGAGGAGUCGGGUUUGAAAAUCAGAGGAAUGCGAUCUGAGUUCAUGGAGUAUCCCAUUGAUAUGAGAAUUCGGCAUGCAUCCUCCUUUCUGCUGCAUGACGUUUUCUUUGAUUUGACACAAUAUCGUAAUAACUUCAAUACAUCGUAUGGCUAUACGGUCACCUCCGCUAAGUGGCAGUUGUACAAAGAAGCCCAGCGGCAUUUUCGACGACCUUUGUUUCGCUACUCGGAGGAUAUUUGUGUCCAGAAGCUGUCACUUUUCUCACUCAUCCUGCAAGACAACUGUCUGUAUCGCCACGAAAACAAAAGGUUUAUCCUGCGAAUGCACGAAGCCGGACUCAUUUACCUGUGGUAUCGAAGAUCCUACUACGUAAUGGUCACUGCAGGACGUUUCCCCAUUGGGGACUUGAGCACAGUCCAUCAGGCGCAACCCAUUUGCUUGUCCGAAUGGCAGUAUGUGGUAUCACUCUAUGGGGCUGGACUUUUAUUUUCUGUGCUUGUUUUCGUCAUCGAGCUCACAGUUCACUAUGUAAAUGUUUGCCUAAACAACUUGUAA
This is a messenger RNA of Drosophila santomea, 1677 nucleotides long. RefSeq lists its product as uncharacterized. The coding region runs from base 1 to 1677 and encodes 558 amino acids. Lineage: Eukaryota; Metazoa; Arthropoda; Insecta; Diptera; Drosophilidae. The transcript has a single exon. The record is from RefSeq and is a predicted model, not a curated record.